UAUCAUUCAGUCUCAGUAGUCAUACCAUUUCCAAUUCAACCCCACAUGUGCAAGGUGCACAUGUACUUAACGAUACAAUAUCUUAUAUCUAAUCUAUUACCGAAGAGUAAUCCAGGAGAUCAUUAAACUAGAAAAGAUGGAUGAUAUAGACUCCAUGUUCACUGACCUGCUGGGAGAGAUGGACCUCCUAACACAGGAGUGGAGGUUUUCUCCUUCAGGAAACCUACUGGAGAAAUGCUAAAAGAGCACAUUUCUGGAGAGACCUGAAAAUAGCUGUGCAGCGACUCCAACCUGACAGAGUUUGAGAGGAUCUGCAAAGAAUGGGAGAAACUGCCCAAAUACAGAGUCUUGGGUAUGAAAUGGAGCCCUCAGAAAUGUCAUCCAGCUCACAGAGAGAAAACAACUUCUCUAUUGGGUUCACAGAUUUGAACGCGGAUGAACGCCUUCGUUCUGUACAUUACCUUGGAAAAAGGAACUACACAAAGGGACUCAGCUCCGCCUCAUCAUGCUUCGUCGUCCAUUAUUUCCAAGAAUCUCUAAAUGCGCUAGAGGAUCAUGACCUGGACGCUCUGAUGGCUGAUCUGGGGUCAGAUUUGUCAGAGACAGAGGAGAAACUGAACGCAACCAAGACGGGACAUGUCCACACACAGCAGCACAAGUCUGGCUAUUCCACCCAACAACAAAAUGUCCGAGCACCUAUCUCCUUGUCCCAAAUGUCAUCGCUGGCGUCCUCCUCAUCCUCUCUACCUCCUGAACCCCUCAAACCACUUCCACCGGGAGAGGCCGAAGCACAAGUCAAAACUGACAAAAUCAAGCUGGCUCUGGAGAAGCUAAAAGAAGCCAAAGUUAAGAAGUUGGUAGUGAAGGUGAUGAUGAGUGAUGGCAGCUCCAAGACACUGAUGGUGGACGAGAGACAGACGGUCAGGGAUGUGCUGGAUAAUCUGUUUGAGAAGACCCACUGUGACUUCAGCAUGGACUGGAGCCUGUGUGAGACCAACCCCGAGCUGCAGACGGAAAGGGGGUUUGAAGACCAUGAAUAUCUAGUGGAGCCUCUUUCUGCAUGGACACGAGACAGUAAAAACCAAAUCAUUUUCCUUCUGAGACCCAACAAAUAUCUCUUCUUCAAGGACCCCCAGAUAUUCUACCUAUGGAAGAAAGACCAAAAAUGUAUUAAUGAGAUAAAAGAAAGGCAUAAGGAACUUCUGCUAAAGGAAAACUUUGAUGGGCCUUCUCUCAUCGUCCCAGACCUGGAGGGGCUGCUGUAUCUGAGAGAGGACGGGAAGAAAUCGUGGAAACCUCGCUACUUCCUGCUCAGGGCAUCUGGGAUAUAUUAUGUGCCUAAAGGAAAGACAAAGACAUCCAGAGACCUGGCGUGCUUCAUUCAGCUUGACAAAGUCAAUAUCUACACCACCACUGAUUACAAACAGAAAUACAAAGCACCAUCUGAUUUCUGCUUCAUCCUCAAGCAUCCUCAGAUCCAGAAGGAGUCCCAAUACAUCAGAUUCCUGUGUUGUGAUGAUGAGCACACUCUCUCCCUCUGGGUCAACUCCAUCAGAGUAGCCAAGUAUGGGGCCACCCUGUACAAGAACUACCAGAUGGCAGUGAGGAGAGCAUCAACCAUCAGCUCCACUCUGCACCUGACUAGUCUGCCUGCCCCCAGCCCUUCCACACCUACUGUGCACAGAGCAAAUGGACACACCCCUCAGGAGGACCUCCCUGAACCUCCCCCAGACUUUAUUCCCCCACCCCCUCCUGGUUGGGGCUCUGGGGUCUAGGGAAGGAGCUCCACCCCCUCAAUGCACAACCAUGACUACCAUAGGACAUUCUCAACCUACCUAAAGACAGGCAGAUGGACAAUAAUAUUUUAGAUUUAGAUUUAGAUCAGAUUUAGGUCAGAACUGAGACUACUAGACUAUUUAGGAACACUCAACACCUCUUAGAAAGCCAUUCUGGUGUAUCUUUAGCAUUAGAAUUUGUGCAAUUGUUCCGCAAAAAUAUAUAACUAUCGCAGGGUUAGCUAUUCAGAAGACUAUGGUGGGUUUUCCUCUAACUUUUUACCUGUCCUUUGCUCUUUUUAUAUUUAUUUUGAUCCUAACAAACUCCCCAGCCCCUUCCAGCAACAAGCAUACCCAUAACAUGAUUCUGCCACCACAAUACUAAUCUUAUUCAAAAUGAUUCACAUCUGUAAUGGCUGCCAACAGUGCUUCCAUAAAUCAAAUCAAACUUUA
Oncorhynchus nerka (sockeye salmon) is the source of this 2228-nucleotide messenger RNA. RefSeq names its product amyloid beta A4 precursor protein-binding family B member 1-interacting protein-like. The transcript has 15 exons. Gene Ontology annotation, cellular component: plasma membrane; cytosol. Lineage: Eukaryota; Metazoa; Chordata; Actinopteri; Salmoniformes; Salmonidae. Gene Ontology annotation, biological process: signal transduction. Bases 321 to 1775 code for a protein of 484 amino acids. The record is from RefSeq and is a predicted model, not a curated record.